Auanema sp. JU1783 is the source of this 567-nucleotide messenger RNA. The record is from the annotation of a GenBank genome assembly. Lineage: Eukaryota; Metazoa; Nematoda; Chromadorea; Rhabditida; Rhabditidae.
AUGUUUUUUUACUCCGUCCUUCCACCCAUCAUCUUCUAUCGAGCAUUUCAUAAAGAUUAUGAUUUGAAGCUUCAUCAUCUGAAUUUUACAAACGCUCAAAUAGAGUUCUUCACCAAAGCUGCUUUCACUUACCUUCCAAUAUUCAGUGUCAAAUGUAUGAUUUACGUCGUUUACUAUGGUAUGGCGCUUGGAGGUGCAUCUCUGAUGCUUUUUGCUUUGUUCCGCUCCAUACUAUCAGAAAUUCGCAAGAAACAGUUGAUUAUUUCUGCAGUAACAAUCAACCACCACAGACGAAUGUUCAAGACCUUAGUAAUACAGGGUGGGCUUACUCUAGGAGUGUUUGUAUCAACUCCUAUAGCAUUGUAUGCAAGCAUCUUCACUCAUGUGAAGUCAAUCUUUGUUGAAAUGUCAUUGGUGGUAUUUGGUUUAGGAUACUUUGUUCAUUCAUCUAUCAGCUUAUUUCUUUAUGAUGUCAAAAGAUCCCGCACAGGAAUCAAAAAUUUAUUUUUUUCCUUCAAUAGUCAUAAAGAGAAGCCAAAGUCGACAAUCUCUCGACUUCAUGGCUAA